AUGUCUGCCGACGACUUACCCGACCUGGCUGGCGACCCCAUGGCUGCUGCUGGGGCUCGAUCAUUCACGAUCCAAUUAUGGACACAGUAUGCAGUCGGAGUGCUCGUGACUAUCCUCAGAACAUAUGCUCGAGUCAAGGCAGUCGGAAUAAUAAACAUACACGGGGACGACGUCCUCAUAUGGGUUGCUGUCCUCUUUUACAGCGCCCGGACGGUUCUAGGUCAUAGUGUGGGAGAUAUCGCCCACGGCCUCGGGAAUAACAACAUGACUGAUGCGGAGCGCCUCGCAGUGCCGCCCGGUGACCCGGAGUACCAGAUGAAGGGAGUGCUGUACUAG
Molecule: messenger RNA, 336 nt
Organism: Anthostomella pinea
Lineage: Eukaryota; Fungi; Ascomycota; Sordariomycetes; Xylariales; Xylariaceae
Source: the annotation of a GenBank genome assembly